CUUCAGCCCUCUUUACAAUUUCAUGACUGGGUCUCCUUAGCCAAUUCCACCUUCCCUCUUUUUAUGUUUUAAAUCAAGUAUUCUCUGAAGUGCCUCCGCAGGCUGAGGUCCAAACUCUGCUGACUCAGGUGCAUGAUACCUGUUCUCCUUUUGAAGUCUUACUUCCCAGAGGUCAGAUUUAGAGGCUUCAGCCUACUGGGUUUUGUUUUAUAAAAAACAAGAUUGGUUCUGGGAAAAGGCAGCCUUAUGAAGGAGUGGAGAGGCUGGUGGCCUGUUGGUUUCCUUCCGCUUCAUUCUCAAAACCUCAGUUAUUUCACAUCCUGUCCCCAGGCAGUAGUGGACGACCAUUUACGUGAUCUGGUCUACUUCAUUCCAGCAGAAUGCAACCUUCGCUUCUGACAUUUUUGCUGCUUCUAGUUCUGCCUGGCAGGAAAACAGCAAAUAUCUCAAAGUCAGUAGUGACCCUUCACCCACCAUGGUUCAGGGUGCUCAUCAAUGAUCUUGUCACUCUGAGGUGUGAAGGGCCUGGUGCCUCUGAAGACAACUCCAUCCUUUGGUUUCACAAUGACACGAUUAUUCCAGUCCAAAUCCAGGACUAUAACAUCACAGCCGACAAUAUCACAUACAGUGGGAAGUACCAAUGUCAGAUAGGCCAGUUGGCCCUCAGUGAUCCUGUGACGCUAGAAGUCUUCCAAGACUGGCUGCUGCUCCAAACCUUGAAACUGGUUUAUAUGAAAGGGGAGCCCAUGGUGCUGAGAUGUCACAGCUGGGAAAACAGAGUCAUCUCUAAAAUCACAUUCUUUCAAAAUGGCAAAUGGAGGAAAUAUUCUUCCCGUGAUUCCAACUUUACCAUCAAUCAAGUGAAUUAUAAUGACAGCGGAAAUUACUUCUGUUCAGCGAACAUAGGAAAUAGGAGAGAGGAGUCAAAAAUCGUGAAAAUUACUGUCCAAGGUACAAAUGUAACUCCACAUCCAUCCACUUCCUCAUCUUCUAAAAUCUGGUACUACAUCCUUUUCUACCUUGUGAUGGGAAUUCUGUUUGCAGUGGACACCGGUUUAUACUUCACACUUAAAACAGAGAUCAAUAGCCUAGAGAAGAACAUAAUGUACCUUGUAAGCAAAUGGAGUUAGCCAGCUGAUGGCUGGCUCAUCAACCAGUGGAAUGACUGAGCUGUUGGCACAGCAGCAACCGAUUCAUCUCUGUCUGCUUUUACAUCUCCUGGUCCUCCACCUCCUUCGGCCAUUCCUAAGAGCAGCAGAGGAGGACUCCUGUCACAUUUGGGAUUAGGGUUCUUCCCGACCUUUUGCCCUCUAGUUUCUAUUGUUUUUCAGAGGAUAGAGGUGUCUAUGAGCAAGUCGACUGCCCCAGCUAGUACUCUUCUCAUUGUUGAGUUCCUAGGAGCUAUAGGCUAUACAAUUACUGACCCUUUGCUAGAUACAGAAGGACAAUGCAAAUGUAUGAAAUAAUUUUAGUAUUUUAAUAACAAAGCUUCUAGUAUACUAAUAAUUUAAUAUUUUGACCACAUCUGUCUGUUACAUGGAUGAUUUGAAGAAAGUCAUAGAUAUCAGUAUUAGAAGAUUAUUAAUACUAAGAGUCUGAAGAGAGAUGAAAGACAAUAAAAGAAUGAAGAAGAGAAAGGUAGAAUCACAGGAAAGGUCAAAGACUGGGCUGGGUCAAGGGGAUCCUGCAAGAGAAGAAGCCACCUCAUUGAUCAGAAAAAGCAUGUAUAUAUACUUCCUCCCCUCAAAUGGACUGGAAGGGAAUUACAAGGACAGAAUAUUGUACAUGUCAGACAAGGUUUCCUUAUAAGAUAUUUUUAUUUGGUUGCUUUUCUUUGUCACAAGAGAGGAAAAUGACUACCGUGUUGAGACAAAAUACAACAAUAAUUUUAAGCCAAAUCAAAUAGCUAGAAAAUAAGUUAAAAGGAGAAAAAGCAUGUGACCAAGCUGACAUCCAGUGUAGUUGUAUUGUCUGGUCCUACUCAAGACUGUCAUGUUCCUGGCAGGACUUCAAAUGUUGUUUUAAAGGAAAUUUCCAUCAUCCCUUUCCAAUCUACUUAUUCAAUAAAUACUUAUUCACAAUCCCUAUGGGCAAAGCACUAGGAUAAUCACUGUUGGAGAUUUAAAAAGAGACAAUGUCCUUAAACCUGCAGAUCAUUGCCACAAUUUCCAUAAGGUGGUGGGGAUCAAAACCAGAUUUUAGGAUAUUAAGGAAUAUGGGUGAUGAGGAAGUACAAUCAGCUUUACCCCACUCCUUUGAAAAGUUCUCCAGUAAAUAGGAAAUAAAAGAAAAGAAUAAGCAUUAAGUGCAUACUAUAUGUCAAGCACGAGGCUAUUUUAGAAAUAUCUCAUUUGAUUCUCAUAAUCCUGGAGAGGUAGGAAUUAUAAUUAUACUCAUUUUACAAAUGAAAAUGAGACAAAAAUCCAUUGAGUUUUUUAAGCUGAACUUUGAGAUAUGAGGUCAAAUUUGAACUCAGUCACUUUUCACUCCAAGCCCACUACUCUAUCCAUUGUACCACAUAGUGACCUUUAAGUGAGAAACUAGAGAUUCAAGCAAGUGAACAUAAAGUUUUGGGUUUUGUUUUAAGAUGGGUAAAAGCCACAUGUGCUUGAAAACAAAAGAGGAGUUGUCAGUAACAGGGAAGAGUAAAGAUGUUUGGAAGAGACUAAAUAGUUGAAAGGAAAAGAUAGGAAAUAAUGAACUUAGGAGUAUAAAUACAACCUUAGAACUGAACAGGAAAUGUGAAGACAAAUGUUUCAAAGAGAUUAAAAACAGAAAGAAAGGUCCUAUCUAUAUCAAAAUAUUCCUAGCAAGACUUUCUAUGACAGCAAAAACCUGAAAACAAAGUAGAUUUCCAUAAUAAGGGAAUGUGAAACUAACUCUGGUAACGAAAUGAAUUUUACUUUGCCACAAAAAAAAAAUAAAUAUGAUUAAUUCAAAGAAGCAUUAAGAAGACAUUUCAAUGUAUGAACUUAUACAGGAUGAAAUAAACAACCAAAUGUAU
Messenger RNA from Sarcophilus harrisii (Tasmanian devil), 3004 nucleotides. RefSeq names its product Fc fragment of IgG receptor IIIb (gene FCGR3B). The transcript is spliced from 5 exons. The record is from RefSeq and is a predicted model, not a curated record. Gene Ontology annotation, molecular function: transmembrane signaling receptor activity. Gene Ontology annotation, biological process: regulation of immune response; cell surface receptor signaling pathway. Bases 381 to 1130 code for a protein of 249 amino acids. NCBI's taxonomy places the organism in Eukaryota, Metazoa, Chordata, Mammalia, Dasyuromorphia, Dasyuridae.